Symbiodinium sp. CCMP2592 is the source of this 297-nucleotide messenger RNA. Lineage: Eukaryota; Dinophyceae; Suessiales; Symbiodiniaceae. The record is from the annotation of a GenBank genome assembly.
AUGGGUUGCAGCAACAGCAAGACCGGCGUCGUUGUGUCCUCGCAGAAGCCUCCCAUGCCGGUUGCUGCAGCGGAGUCCAAAGCUUCCACCGAGGCUCCUACAGCGGAAGACCGAGUCGAAGAGGCCUUCACAGAGGCGAGGGACUCGGCGGUCGUGGCUGAAGCCGAGGUUGAGAAGGCGGCCCAGGAAGCCUUGGAAACAGCAGUGGCAGGGGCCAAGGAGCAGGGCCUGGAUUUGGAGAUCACGACUGCCGAGCCGACUUCGGGUUGCAACCUCUUUGGCGCCUGUGGCGCUUGA